This is a messenger RNA of Populus euphratica (Euphrates poplar), 825 nucleotides long. RefSeq lists its product as uncharacterized. Bases 1 to 825 code for a protein of 274 amino acids. The transcript is spliced from 3 exons. The record is from RefSeq and is a predicted model, not a curated record. Lineage: Eukaryota; Viridiplantae; Streptophyta; Magnoliopsida; Malpighiales; Salicaceae.
AUGGCUGAAAACUCAUCAAGUGGUGGUUCUUCAAUGGCUUCAGCUCCAGCAAGAUCAGAUGAUCCAGCAUGGGCUCAUGGGCAAGUGGUUGUUGGUGGCCAAGUUGAAGCUUGUAAAAAGGUCCCUCCAGAUGUGAAAUGGCAAAUGAAGCAAUUGAUAGAGGACUUGACAAUGGAGAAAGAGAAAAGAAAGAGACUUAGAAUUGAUAUUAGAAAUUCUCAAUCACUUUCCAAUAAUGAAGUCAAAGAGGGUGAUAGUACAAAUCCUACUUUAAGUGAUAUCGGUUCACAAGCAAAUAAGAGAUUGACAAUGCAAGGCACAAGUGCAAAUAGGAAAAAGACGACUUUAUUCGUUCCACGAAAUACCCCAAAUUCACAACCUAGCAUUAAAAGUGCAAUGGCUUCUAAAGAGAAGGAACAUAAUACAAGGAAGGUCAUAGCAAGAUGGUGGUAUAAUGUUAAUGUACCGUUUAAUGGUGCUAAAUCAUACUAUUAUCGACCAAUAAUAGACGCCAUAGCAUCAAUGGGACAUGAUGGGUGGUCAAAUAGAAGGAAUGUACCAGUUGUGAAUUUUCUUGCUUAUUCUCCAAGAGGUACCAUUUUCUUGAAGUUAGUUGACACUUCGGGUCUUCGAAAAGAUACAGAGACAUUACUUGAAAUGUUUGAUGAAAUUGUCAAAGAAAUGGGGCAGGAAAAUAUUAUCCAAUUUGUUAGUGAUAAUGAGUCUGCAUUCAAGGCUGCUGGGAAGGCUUUACAACAAAGGUAUGGCACUUUCUUUUGGUCUCCUUAUGCUGCCCAUUGCAUUGAUUUGAUGUUAGAAACAUAA